This is a messenger RNA of Myotis brandtii (Brandt's bat), 3064 nucleotides long. It is a transcript of the gene NOBOX, whose product is annotated as NOBOX oogenesis homeobox. The record is from RefSeq and is a predicted model, not a curated record. Gene Ontology annotation, biological process: regulation of transcription by RNA polymerase II. Bases 1 to 2058 code for a protein of 685 amino acids. The transcript has 9 exons. Gene Ontology annotation, molecular function: RNA polymerase II cis-regulatory region sequence-specific DNA binding; DNA-binding transcription factor activity, RNA polymerase II-specific. Lineage: Eukaryota; Metazoa; Chordata; Mammalia; Chiroptera; Vespertilionidae.
AUGGACAGCUUCAAACUACAUGUGGCCAUGUAUGAGUCUGUAUUUAGGGCGGGAACCAGGAGUCAUUUAAAGACAGAGUUAGGUCAUCUUCAAUUUCAAAGACCUAAAAUUGUCACCCUGAUGUCUGAGGACCUCAAAGUUCGAAGCCUCAAAAGGACCAAGGAGCCUGCUGACCAUGACAUGACACUCCUGAGCUGUGUCAAAGGUCUUUCUCUACCUCAAACCAGAAACCAGUUACAGUGCUCGUUCCCCACAGGCCAGGAAGGUGGAGGCAAGCCCCUGGCUGCGGGGUCGGAGAAGGAAGGACCACCACGGAGUCCAGCGCCCACCACUCAGGAUGUCCCACGUGGGGAGCCGCCCCUCUCCUGCGCUGUCCUGGGAGAGAAGACGCCACCCAAGGCCCCCAACGCCAGGGGAGCAUGCCAGCCACCGGGCUCUGUCCACAAAGACAGAACUCUGGUCCAGCCCCGCCCCCAGCCUCAGGGAGACGGGUGUUCCGUCCCCAGGAGAGAGGCCAAGGCAGGGAAGAGGUCCUUCGCUCCGGGCUCCGGGAAGCAGAAAAAGUCUGUCGCCAUGGGUCCAGUCUCCAUGUCACCUCCCCGCGUCACUAACUCAGCCCGUGACACCAACAACCCAGUGCCCUGUGGGUCAGGCCGGGGGCCCUGCCACCUGGCCAACCUCCUCAGCACAUUGGCCCAGAACAGCCAAAACACAGACCAAAAGAAGCCCCUAGAAGUGACCUGCCAAGUGCGGAAAAAGACUCGAACCCUGUACCGCUCAGACCAGCUGGAGGAGCUGGAAAGAAUAUUCCAAGCAGACCACUACCCUGACGGUGACAAGCGCCGGGAGAUUGCCCAGACAGUGGGGGUCACCCCCCAGCGCAUCAUGGUAAAGGGGGCUGGGCAGGGACGGGUGGAGGAGAAUCCACGCUGGGCCUCUGGACAGCAGGCAGGUGCACAGCACCUCUGGCUCGGGCCGAGGUUACAGCUCUUAGGGCUGUGUUCUUGCCGUGUCCACAUCGCUACGGUGUGGUUCCAGAAUCGCCGGGCAAAGUGGCGAAAAGUGGAGAAACUGAAUGGGAAGAAGGACAAGGACAGUCCUGCAGGUCCAGCCCCUGCCAGUGGCCAGGACAGCUCUGCUGCUGAGCUGCCACCUGCUGUGCCCAUGGACCCGGAGCCUGGUGCCUUCCCUCAGGAGCCCCCUCUAGACACACUGCCAGAGCCCCCCAUGCUUCUGACAUCUGACCAGACUCUGGCCCCAACCCAACAGAGCGAGGGUGCUCAGAGGGUGGCAGUGACCCCACCACUCUUCAGCCCCCCGCCUGUCCAAAGGGCCAACCUUCCCUUCCCCCUCGGCUCUGCCCACACCCCCCAACUGAUGCCUCUGCUGAUGGACACACUUGGCAGUGACAGCAGCCACAGAGAUGGCUCCUGUGGGUCCUGGGGGACAAGUGUCACCCCGCCCCCUACCUGCUUAUACCUGGAAGAGCUGGAACCCCAGGAUUACCAGCUGAGCAACCAGCCGGGGCUGUUCCAGGUCUCCCAGGCUCCGCAGACCCAGCUUUUCCAACAGCCUCAGCCCCAGUUUUCCUAUCUGCAUCCCUUCCCCUUCUCCACGCCCAGCUCGCUGACGCCCCCACUGCCAGAAGACUCUUUCUUCCCGCCGCCUUAUGGCCCCAAUGGGGGGACCUCGCAGGGCUACUUCUCAGCGCCCCCGGCAGGGCAGGGCCUGCUGCAGCCGCCUGCUGGGAGCAUGGGCACAGUGCCCUGGAAUGACCCUUGCUUGCCAGAACUGCCCUUCCCUGGUCCCUUCUGUCCCCAAGCUCUGGGGCACCCCUCAGGAGGGGAUGGCUACUUUUCCGAUCUGUUUCCGGCUCCCUAUGCUCACCCUGUGAGCAGACAGCCUUCUCCAGGGCCCAGCCGGCUGCCUGACGGGGCCAGGCCAGGAGCUGGGCCCUUACCCAGCAAGGCCCCCAGUGAGCAGCCCACGGCCACUGUGGAGCAGCAUUUGGCACCCGAGGAGGCCCGAGAAGAGGACAGAAACAGCCACGGCCCCUAGUCCUGGGGCCACAUGUCAGACAGGCCGCUGGGUGGAGGGGUUGGGGCGCCAUCAGGGAGAUGGUGGCAGAAGCAUUAGGAAAGACGGGGGGGCUGUGUCGACUGGGGUGCAAGUCGGACAUGCUCCUGUGUGAGCUCAUCUUGCUGGGCGCUGGUGUGAGGAGGGAGGGGCUGGCUCUACCCGAAUCUCCACACCUCUGUUCGGUGUCGGCCCUGAAGGUGAUGGCCGGUACCACUUCGGAACUCUGUAUCAGCUUGUGUUGUUUCCUUUCCUGGCCAGACACAUGAGCCAGAGUGUUCAUUGUAAGCAGUAAACGAGUGUGCUGUUGGUUUCUCUCUGUAAUUACCGUCUCCCCACUCACACACUGAGCUCCAGUCCCAGGUGAGGUCGCCACUGGGCGUGAUCAAGUGCAGCUGGCAUUCUCCCUGGCCUGUCUCUCCUGCUGGAGGAGAAACUGGGCAUUUGGGGCCUUGUCUUCACUCCUGCUAUUAAACCAUGCUCUCUGGGAUUUGGACUCUGGAGGGACAGGGUUACAAAAAAAGCCCAAACAUAUUUCAGGGUCAGUCUCUCCAAAGCAUUUUUUUUUUGGCAGGUGGGGUGGGGGGGCGCUAAGAAGAGGAUGCUCUUAUAUAUAGUUAGCACCCCACAUCGGAUAGUCCCACAGUGCCCACUGCAUUGGGGGGCAUUCUGGACCUCUAAAUGCUGAUUAUUGGAAAAUACACAUCCUCUUGAUGUCAUCAUCCUCUCAACAGUGCAAGCUCAGGGCUUUGCCAUUGACCAGAGCAGAAUCCUUCCUUGCAGACUCCAGGAAAAAAUGUCUCCCCCAUCUAAUUUGUUUUCACUGUCACAAUGUUUCCACCAGAUGGCAAUCCACCACCAGUUUCUCUGUGGCCUUAAACUGGUGGUUUACAGCAGCGGUUUUCAACCUUUUUCAUCUCAUGGCGCAUGUAAACUAAUGACUAAGAUUCUGCGGCACACUAAAAAAACAUAUUAUUUGCCAAUCUGA